Asterias rubens (European starfish) is the source of this 7876-nucleotide messenger RNA. Its product is annotated as roundabout homolog 1-like. Gene Ontology annotation, cellular component: neuronal cell body; plasma membrane; axon. Gene Ontology annotation, molecular function: axon guidance receptor activity; protein binding. The record is from RefSeq and is a predicted model, not a curated record. Gene Ontology annotation, biological process: homophilic cell-cell adhesion; synapse organization; axon guidance. The transcript is spliced from 30 exons. Bases 483 to 5522 code for a protein of 1679 amino acids. Lineage: Eukaryota; Metazoa; Echinodermata; Asteroidea; Forcipulatida; Asteriidae.
UCUGUAAACAUUUCCACUUGAUUACAAGUUGGUGUAGCUGGAGGUGGUGGUUUGACUGUGGGCAUUUCAUGUCUCAUCUAUUGCUAGGCCUAGGUGGAUGCAGGACACACUAGAUCACGCCUGGACAUUCUAAACACAAGCUCUGUAUAUAAUUGCCAUCAUAGCAAAGAAAAGCAUCCCCUACAACAGAAUUCCAGCAGUCUUCCCUGGGAACUGUGGACCGGAGUAAGUUUGUUGCCGAAUUGUUAGUGAUUGCUAGCCAGGCCGUCAUCAAGUUAUAAUCAGAGUGUUGUUUGAUGAGAUUGGCAGUGGGUGACUGGAAGCAUGCUGCAAGCUAGGAUAUGAAUACAUUCAGUCGACCUAGUUGUAUGCAUCAGGCAAUAGGACGAGGAGUUGAAGUGAUAAUCAUCAGUGAAGGAUCUGUUGGAUUGCUCUAUGCUUGUUUCUUAAGUGGAUCAUAAAAUCUUCAAGUACACUGAGAUAUGAUGAGGAAUACUGUCUUCACAGUCAUAGUAGUUUUGGCAUUGUCUCACGGUGCUAUAGCAGCAAGGAGAAGGGAAGAUGUGCAACCGACAAUCACCGAACACCCUGAGAAUAUAGUAGUCCCUAAGAAUGCUCCGGCUAGACUCAAUUGUAGAGCAGAAGGCAAACCAGAACCCAGUAUCUCAUGGCUAAAAGAUGGCUACCCAAUGGACAUGUCAACAGGGAGCAGUCAUAUUACGCUACUGGAUACAGGAGAGAUGCUAUUCCUCAGUGUUAGUCGUCUAGAUGUGGGAACCUAUCAGUGUAUUGCUGAAAAUCGUGCCGGAGCAACUCGCAGUCGAAACGCUACCCUUGAAGUGGCAUUUUUACGAGACGAUUUCCGGACGGAUCCAUCCGAUUCAGUGGGUUUAGCCGGAGAGCCAGUGGUGUUAGAGUGUCAGCCCCCUCGAGGCUACCCAGAGCCUGUAGUCAGCUGGAGUAAAGACGGUCAAGAUGUGAAUACAGAUGGAGACAGAGUCAAGGUGCUACAAGAUGGCAACCUCAUGAUAUCACAGGCAAGGAGAACAGAUACUGGAAGCUAUGUGUGUAUUGCAACAAAUACCAUCGGCACCAGACAAAGCCCACCGGCAAUUCUUAAUGUACAUGCUCGGCCGACCUUCACCAGACCAGCUGAAGAUGCUAUUGCAGCACCAGGUGAUACAGUAGAUCUACACUGUGUAGUGGAAGGAGAUCCUAUCCCUACAGUCACAUGGAGUAGGAUGGAUGGAGACUUGCCACAAGGAAGAUUUCAAAUUGGUGAAGAUAACUCUCUGCAUUUACGUCAUGUGAUACAAGAUGAUGAGGGUAUUUAUAUAUGCAGAGCAGAGAAUGGCUGGGGCGCAGAGACGAUGAUGGUUACACUGGACGUCAACACUGAGCCAACAUUCACCACGGAACCGUUGGACCAGACUGUAUCCAUUGGGCAGGUGGUUUCAUUUGAAUGCAAAGUGACUGGUAGUCCAACUCCGGCCAUAUUCUGGCAGAAGGGAGGUGAACAGGAUCUGUGGUACCGUGGAGAAAGCUACAGCAAUGGACGGAUUGUUAUAAGUGAAGAAGGGGAAUUAGAGAUCCAAGAUGUGGGCUUAGAAGACGAAGGUUAUUACACCUGCUCUGCACUAAGUGUAUCUGGUACAGCAGAUGUGUCAGCAUACCUAACAGUACUAGUUCCAACCAGUACCAUUGUCCCAGCUACCCCAGGUCAGCCUCCUCCUGUGAUCCGUUAUUUACCUAGUAACCAGACGUACUUAUCAGGAGCAUUUGGGUUGAUUCCAUGUGAGGCUACUGGUGAUCCUGACCCAGUACUACAAUGGAGUAAGAACUCGGCACCCAUACAGACUAACUCCAGGAUCAUUGUGCGGGAUUCUGGUACCCUUGAGAUUGGGAAUCUCUUUGUAUCUGAUACAGGUUUAUACACAUGUACUGCAUCGAAUGAGUGGGGACAGACUAGCUGGUCAGCGUCGCUGCAGGUUGUGGAUGAGCCGACCUCUGGUUCGGGCGUUUCUCUGCAGAGUGCACCGAGUCUCUCUCAGCUGCCUUCCCCUCCAGGACCCUUGAUUCCCAGUAAUAUCACCAAGACAACUAUCAACUUAUCAUGGCAACAACCAUCCUCGGAUACUCCAGUCACCCAUUAUAGAUUGGAAUAUUACAGCCCACAAACCGCUUCAGGCUGGAUGUUAUAUUCUGAUCACAUUGAGGAAGAGAGGGUUUUAGUGCAGCAACUGAGACCAGGCACAACAUAUUUAUUUUUAGUGAGAGCUGUGAAUGACCGUGGGAUUGGUCCACCAAGUCCCAUCUCUCAACCAAUCACCACCAGAGACUCUGGGAGGACUUCCGUUGUGCUGCAAUUAGCAGAGGCAGGUGUGUCUAUCAAAAACACUUUAGUUCUCAGUAACACAGAGGUUAAAGUCAUCUGGCAGGUUGAUCAACACACCAACUUAAUAGAGGGUUUUAACCUCAAACACUGGAUCAACUCCAACCCAGACGAAGUCACUGUCCAGGUUGUCAUUGGUGCUACUUCUAAGAAACUAGUAGGUCUGCAACCAGACACACACUACACUGUCGCUGUACAGCCAUUCAUUGGAGAUGUCACGGGACCAGACUCACCAACUGCUUCAUUUAUUACCGAAGAUGUUGUGAUCAGGCCAGGUAGCAGUGUAUUACAGAAUAAGCUAGACACAUGUGGGAUUAGUAUACAGUCUGUAGAGGCUUUGGAUUCUACAACACUACAGGUUACUUGGCAGGUCAACAGACACACGGCAUACAUCAGUGGUUACCACAUUAGAAUCCAAUCGCUGGAGGUGAAUUGGUCCAAUACCAUCACCAUGGACACAGAGUCAGCUCGGACCCAGUUACUGACUGAUUUAACUCCAUGGACUCAGUAUGCAGUGACAAUUACACCCUAUAAAGGACAAUACACAGGGCAGGAGAGUAGAGUUGUCAUUGCUAAGACAGGACCUGAUGUUCCUUACUCAGCUCCAAGGAGCGUGUUUGGGGAGAGUAAUGGUUCAUCAGCCAUUCUAGUGGGUUGGCUUCCUCCCCCUGUACACAUGGUUCCUGGUAUACUUGCUGGUUACAAUGUCUACGUCUUGGGAAACAGCUCGGAUCAACACAAGAAUGUUGUGGCGGGUAACAUGAGCAGUAAUGCAAUGGUGACGGGGCUGGACCAAGGCAAGGCAUACAGAGUUAUGGUUGCUGCAUUUACAACUGCAGGAUCCGGACCGAACAGUACUGAAAUUACUGUCAGAGUUCCUCCAGUGUUGAAGACCGAUGAUCUUGGAGGGAGUAUUACGAUGAUUGUAUCUCAGCCAUGGUUUAUUGCUACCCUGGCUAGCCUCAUGUUGAUUACUAUCGUCUUUAUUACUGCUUGGUUAUGGAGAAGGAGACAGAAACAGAAGCAGUCAUCAAACAUUACUAAAGCUUCCAUUGGCAAAGAUACUGGUGUGAUGCAGAAUAUUGGUGGCGUUGGUCCUGGAACUACGGCGAUCAACCAGAGUAAUAGCCAAGCCUGGGCAGAGACUCAAUCCUGGCUUCAUACUACGGCUAGCGAUGGACACGGUAACCAUCCUGGAUGCAUGACUACUUGCUCUCAUGCAAAUAGCUCACUCAGCGAUACCUUGGAAAAAACCAACUACUUUUUCCCUAACUGGGGCACAGGUGCAAGCUGGUACCAUGCUAACGAUCCUGAGAUGUGUAAACAAACCUUAGCUACAACCGACUGUCAAAUUGAGUGUAAGGACGCUAAUAUGUCGCAGCUAGCUGAGAGUCAGCGCAGUAGUAACUUUGAUGCAUCUAAUCCUACACUGUCUACAUUUCAAGGCUCCAUUCCCAGACAGAGAGGGAGUCCUGAAUAUGCCGUUGUGGAGAGUGAAUUACACACGCCUUGUUGUCAGGGUAGUUACCCCAGAGCGCCUCAUUUACUCUGUAUCCAUGACACUGAGCCCUACGCCUCUGCCACCCUGGUAUUACCUCCUAACAUCAGAGAGUAUGCAGCCAGGAGACAGAAAUGUAGUGACAGCAGCUCUAACUCAGGCUCUGGGUAUAAUACCCAACCGACUGGAGUCAGAAAAACAAGUCGCUCCGGACUGGAGAAUGUUGCGUACAGUAGCAGUGGCUCUGGACCACCUGCUGUGCCCAAACGAGAUGGUAGUAUGCCAAGUGCUUCUGAUUGUCCGAGUUUGCCGAGUGAUUCAGGAGCUAGCUCAGCAGGGGACAGGGGAAGUAGAAAGAAGAACCGUCAUAGAGGAGGCUCCAAACAACAACCUGCACGCAACUGGACUGAGUUACUGCCCCCACCUCCUGAACAACCUCCAACUGACAUUGACUCACCUACUGGCACUACACCCUGCCUAGCACCCUGCUCACAUGCGCCUACUACUAAUGCACAUAUGAAUCAAGCACCACCCUGCUCCCAUGCUCCUACUAAUGGGCACAUGGAUGGGAAGUGUUGUUCAUCUAGAAUGCAUCCACAUAUGGACACAGCACCAGCCCCACCUAUAAGACAACAUCACUCAAUGACUCCAGCAUACCCCAACAAUGACUCUCAUCACACCUACCCUGGGGGAGUACCAUACGAUAACCAUGCAUCACAUAGACCACAACCAACAAACUCAUUGCCUAACAAACUAGGCAACAAUAGGAGUGGUUCCCCUGCAGAUCGUAUGCAGCAAUCCCGUCACGAUGUACCUGAUAGACCCACAGAGGCUACUCAGUCACAUCCAGGGGGAUCCUGUUUAGCAACAAAGCGGUUAUUUGAGGAUCCAAGACAUGAGCAGCUUGGUAAAGAGUUGUUGGAGUUUAAUGAUGACAUGUCACAGAGUGAGAUACUGUCUGACAAUGACUAUGCUCCAAUGUCUCCUGUGAGAACAAGACCAGCAAUAGAGGAUGAGCCGGUCUAUCAGCCACAGUCACUCUGCUUAUCAGAAAUGGAUCUUCCAGUUAGAGAUGAUUUGGAGACUGAUGUAGAGUCUGAGAGCAACUGCACAGAUGCUAUGCUUGGAUCCUGGUCAUCAAUGAACGGUAGUUCUAGCAGUGGUCGUCAUAGCAGUGUUAGUGAAAGUUCUGAUGGUUCAUUCUUUACUGAUGCUGAUUUUGCUAGUGCAGUAGCAGCAGCAGCCCAGAGUUCUGGAAUGAAUGUUGUGGGCUCCACGGUCACAGAUCCACGAGCAGGUAAAAAGCACAGUAGGAGAGGUUUGGUCACACCGAAAGCUGGCACUAAUGGCAUGGAUGGAAGUAACUCUGGACACUAUGGUUCUCAUGAACACAGUCAUCGACAUGGCAACCAAGGAGGAAUAAAGAGAGUAGGUGAGAAUCCACACAGACCAUCCAUGAAUACAGCUUCAACUCAUCCUACAUUACCCAUCGGAACAAGACAGCAUCGAGAUAAACAAAACAGUCUUAAAAAAGAUCAACUGAUCCUGCAAGAUACCAACGAAAUGGGCCUCACGGUCACGGCUAAUCCCAUGGCAUUUGCUCUGGAGAAAAAAGAAACUUUAAAAGUAUAAUUAUUUAAUUAAUUAAGAGUUUGAUCAUAUAUUUCAGAUAUUAUUUUUUUGAAAAGCCCAUCGUGUUUAAAUAUUAUUGUCCUGACUUAACCGGAGCUUACAUGUACAGAUAAGAGCUGCAUAUGUUAGGAAAUGAAGUAGCUGAGCUUUAAUACUGUCAUGACUUUUAUCAGACUACAGCCAUCGUUGUCAUAUACAAAGAUAAUGGUAACUUUCAUUUCUUUAAAGGUGACCAGACUAGUUUCCCUUCCAGCCUGGGUUUGGUUAGGCCGAGUCCGAAACAGUGACUUUCAUUUCUUCAAAGGCCAGGUGUCGAUUUCACAAAGAGUUAGCCUAGAAGAUACACAAAACGUAUGGCUAGUCCUAAGUUAGGACGAAUAACUGGUCCGAACUCGAGAUAAGACUAGUCCUAAGUCUUUGUGUAAUCUACCCCUGGCUAGUUUCUCUUCCAGCCUUGGUUUGGUUAGGCCGUGUCCGAAGCGGCGACUUUGGCUGCAGCUACGGCUAGAUCGUCUAUUCUUUAACACUGUCAGAUUUAGCCAUAGCUCUAGCCGAAGACGCCGUUCAGUUGGCCUUACACUGAAUUGAGGAAAUCAAGAUGGCUGUACAAUGAGAAAAGUCUUGAAUUUAAUAAGAUGAUAUCAAGUGAACCUUGUAACCAAAGAGAUGUCCAGUACUUUGAAUAAUGUUGGAAUUACGGCAACUUUUCUACCUCUGGGGUACAAUGUUUGUGUCCACCAAACCCGAUUCAUUGAAAACCAUAGAUCAAACAGAACUCUUUUCCAAAUACACACAGCUUCAAACUGUUUCAAACUUUCGAGUCUGUGCUGUGGUUUUAAAAACAGGUGUAUUGAAUUGCUGGUGGACUUUACCUUAUGUAGAAAAUGGAGUAGAAUUUACCGGCUUAGAUGAACGUAUAAAUAUCAUUGUAUACAAGCCUACAUUUAAGAUCAGUACUACAGGCGUAGUCUGGAUCUAUUGAUUAUUAUCAAGCAAAUACAGCUCGGCUUUUGUAACAAAUUAUUGGUCCCAUUCUGUAAUCGAUAAAGUCACUCAUUAGUAUCCCUGUAAUUGGCUGAUCAAUUUGAUAUCAUAAUAGUAAUGGUGAGUGCUUCAACUGUACUGACUCAACUACCAUUCACUAAAGUGGUUUUGUAUUGUAUGAAAAUUAACACAACUGGCUUUGGUGUAAUCCUACCAUGCAUUCCCACCUGGACUUAUAUUCUGCGAUGUUUGCAAAGCAUUUUACAGUGUGGUCGCGGUAGGUUUACUGCACAGAGCUGUUCCCAUUGGAGUUUUUAGCGGCCCUGAUAAUUUAUAGGAGGGGAGAUAACCAACCAUGAUUGUUAUGAAUUAACACUAUUUUACUAGCAUUAACUGUUAAACAUGAUCGAUAUUUGUAACUUGCCAAUCAAUUUCAAAAUCUUGCAGACUAAAACAAAAAAAAAAGUAUAUAUAUUUUUGUGUUUUUAAAUUUCGUAACAAAUGUUUUGUUAUAUUUGGGAUAUCAGAAAAUUGAAAGAAAUCAUUACCAUCUCAUGAAUAAUUCAAACGUCAUGGUUAGAUUUUGAAUUGAACGAUACUGGUAAAUCACUGGUUAUGUUGACAUUUCAUGUUUUGUUGCCAUACAGUUUUUUAUGAUGACGGUUCUGUUCCAGUACAAAGUACCAAUACUCCACCACUAGAGGUUUAUACAAAGUUUCAAUUAUGACUUUUACAACCUAAAUUAAAGCUAAAAGCUCCAUCUGUUUGUGCUCUUGUUUCACUUAGAAAACGUUUUCCUUCUGACAGAUAAGGUGGCUUGAUAAAAUAAAUCUUUCUGUCUUGGUUAAAAGCUUCCAGGUUUUCACUCGAAAAGUGAAAUGUCAUAAAGUAUUUAUACAGAGCAGAUACAAAUGUUUCUAAGGAAAAGGUCUCGAUGUCCCAGACUUCACGUACUUCACAACAAUCUUCCCCAAAAUGUCAAAUCUUCCCAGUUUAUGUCUGCUUACACAAUGCGUUUAGAUUCAAACCUGUCAAUGGACUUUCACUUUAUAUGAACACAAAUGUUUUAUUUAGUAAUUUAAGAAAGUGCUUUAGUCAUACCAGUAUGACUGACAGAAGCACUGUCUUUUAGUUACCCUUUCUUGCUUAUAAUGAUCUAAAGCAAUGCUUACCUGAUGGCAAAUCUCAUUACAUUGCUGUGUCACAUUAUGUCAAAAUUGUGUACUGCUUUUGACUUUUGACAAAACUUCCCUAUAGUUUCGGUAAUACAAUUCUUCCUUCAUUUCUUUGUGCAUCAUAUUUAUCACUAAGGCAACGUUCAAAGGUGUUGAUCUUAAUUUAUUAUCAUGUAUUAAAGACAUUGGACACUA